AUGCCAGAGCAGUUGACGUUUGCUCACAGAUAUAUCCAAUUCCCGUUUUUUCGCUUGUCUCUAUUUUUGAAAGAGUUAUUUCUAAUCAAGAUAAAGGAAUGCUUCUUUAAACUUAUAUUUAUCGGUGGCAAUUCUAUUUUUUCUUUUUCACAGCUGGAGCUUAAAUUAGGGCUUGGUGGCACUUCCUAUGAAGAUUUUAUACAGAGCAUGCAUCUUCCUUUGCAAUUAAGUCAGGUGGAUCCUAUUAUAUCAUCUUUUUCAGGAGGAGCAGUAGGUGUAAUAUCAGCCCUAAUGCUUAUUGAAGUAAACAAUGUCGAGCAACAACAAAAGAAGAGAUGCAAGUACUGCCACGGAGCUGGAUAUUUGGCCUGUGCCAGAUGUGCUGCCAGUGGUGUCUGUGCAAGCACUGAACCUGUUUCAGUUGCUCAUAUCUGUGGUCAUCCAUUUGAACCUCCUACAACCCAAAGAUGCCCUAAUUGCUCAGGGACUGGAAAGGUAUGUUAGCUGACGAGUAUAAUAUUGGUG
Molecule: messenger RNA, 525 nt
Organism: Dendrobium catenatum
Lineage: Eukaryota; Viridiplantae; Streptophyta; Magnoliopsida; Asparagales; Orchidaceae
Product: protein ORANGE-LIKE, chloroplastic-like
Exons: 4
Coding region: 1-504 (167 amino acids)
Cellular component (GO): chloroplast membrane
Source: RefSeq, a predicted model, not a curated record